AUGAAGUUUGCUUACUUCCUUUCCACUUUGCCCGCUUUGGCCUUGGCCGAAAAGACUUUCGGUGCUUUGACUGUUCGUUCUGGUUCUCAGUUCCAAUAUGGUGCCCUUUCGGUGAAGGAUGGUCUCGUGCACAUCAACGAUGGUCAAUCAAACAUUGAAUGGGUGCUCAAGGAUGACGGCUCGUUGUGGGACGCUAACUCGAAGAAGUACCUUGUGGUGAAUGAAAAGGGUGAAUUGUCUACCUCGGAUGAACCUGAAAAGAUGUUUGCUGUCAGCGAAAACCACCUCUGGUACGAUGCUGAGUCUGGGUUCUACGCUUGUCCUUCCGAUGAUGGCAACAAGUACAUUCUUGCCAAGAAGGAGUGUCAGGACGGUACCCCGCUUGUGGUGUACGUUACUGGUAUUAAGAACGUCAACGAACCCACGCCUGAGCCUACUGUCACCAAGACUUUGGUUCCUACACCCAUUGAGCUCACCACUACAUUGACACCUAUUAGCAUCAUCAAGGGUAACAAAAAGACGAUAACUCUCACCACCACCAAGAAGAUUGAGCCCACCGCCGUGGCAGCAUCCAAGGAUAAUUUCGGACUUGUCGCUAUUCGGUCGGGGUCUCAAUUCCAAAACCUGGCUAUUAAGAAGACCUCCCCUGUAUUCCAAGUGGGUGGGUCUGAAGGUGAUGACUUGACGUUAACUCUCUCUACUGAUGGAGCAUUGUAUGACCAAGAUGGUCGGGGUGUAUUUGUCAACGAAAACGGUGAUCUUGGCAACGUUGACCCUUGGGGCCAACAACUGGCCACUCAAGGGUUCCUGAUUAAAGAUGGCAACUUGUACUAUCAAGAUGAGCAAUCAUUUUACGCUUGCCCCGGUGGCGAAAACAAGUUUUCGCUUACUGUGAAGGGUUGGGACGGAUGCACUGGUAUUCAAUUGAAGGUUUUCGAAUAA
This is a messenger RNA of Diutina rugosa, 942 nucleotides long. RefSeq lists its product as uncharacterized. The transcript has a single exon. The record is from RefSeq and is a predicted model, not a curated record. Bases 1 to 942 code for a protein of 313 amino acids. NCBI's taxonomy places the organism in Eukaryota, Fungi, Ascomycota, Pichiomycetes, Serinales, Debaryomycetaceae.